Molecule: messenger RNA, 2499 nt
Organism: Hemibagrus wyckioides
Lineage: Eukaryota; Metazoa; Chordata; Actinopteri; Siluriformes; Bagridae
Gene: fermt3b
Product: FERM domain containing kindlin 3b
Exons: 15
Coding region: 170-2098 (642 amino acids)
Biological process (GO): regulation of cell-cell adhesion mediated by integrin; platelet aggregation; integrin-mediated signaling pathway
Cellular component (GO): cell-substrate junction
Molecular function (GO): integrin binding
Source: RefSeq, a predicted model, not a curated record
UUUUCCGUUAUACAGAAACUGACAGAAAAGUAACACCCCUUUCUCACAUAACUACGGUGGCAUACAGGAAAAAUCUACCACCUUCAGUGUGAAAGCGAGCUGGAAGAUAUAAGUCAUUUUCAGACGUGAAGACACUGCACUCAACCAAAGACAGAAAAGCUCCUUGAGGAUGGCGGCGUGGGACCUGUCAGUCAGUAUAGAUGACUUGGGCCCUGAAGCUCCACCCGUUAAAAUCAGCGUAACCUCUGACCUCCACAUAGGAGGGGUUAUCCUGAAAAUUGUACACAGAACACAGAUGCAGCAGAACUGGUCAGAUCAUGCGAUUUGGUGGGAGCAGAAGCAGCAGUGGGUCUUGCAGACAGGCUGGACACUUGACAAAUGUGGGAUUCAUGCAGAUGCGCGACUGCUCUUCACACGUCAACACAAGCCUCUGCGGCUGGGCCUUCCUAACGGAGUCACCUUGCGGUUCCCUGUCUGCUUCUCCAGCUCCAUGUUCCGAACUGUCAGAGGAAUCUGCAGGAUUUUGAACAUCCGCCACCCAGAGGAACUGUCUCUGCUAAAGCCAGUGGAGGAGAAAAAGAAAAAGAAAGAAAAAGAUUCUGUGGAGGAGGAAUACGAGCUUACAGGCGUACCACUAACAUCAGGAUCAGAUCCACAUCUGUAUAAUGGCAUGCCGGCUCAUUUCGCUGACUCCCCUAAAACUGAGGCUGUCUAUAAGAGUCUGUCUGUGUGCCAGCCGUCUCCUGCUCCAGAGACCAUCGCUAAACUCUACCGACCAGCCAGCAAGGUGGACAAAACACACAUCCACACCAGAUGGCUGGAUUCAUCACGUUCACUCAUGCAGCAGGGGAUACAGGAGAACGAUAAGCUUUGGCUCCGCUUCAAAUACUACACCUUUCAUGACAUGGACCCCAAGUACGAUCAGGUGCGCCUGACGCAGCUGUAUGAGCAGGCACGCUGGGCAAUUCUGCUGGAGGACACCGACUGCACUGAGGAAGAAAUGAUGCUGUUUGGAGCCCUGCAGUACCAUAUAGGGAAGAUGUCACUGUCUCAGGAUAUCAGCUCCACCCCCACCCAAGGCAUGGAUGACCUGGAUUCUGCCUUGAAAUCUCUUGAGGUCAAGAUAGUGGGAGAGAACAGCAGCACAAACCAGCUGGAUAACUUGACUCCACCAGAACUGCAUGACUACUUGAAAAUAUUUCGGCCCAAGAGACUAACUCUGAGGGAUUACAAACAAUACUGGUUCAAGUUUCAGGACACUUCUAUCUUCUAUUAUAAGAGUAAAGAGGAAAGCUAUGGGGAGCCCAUCCAGCAAAUGAAUCUGAAAGGCUGUGAAGUGGCUCCUGAUGUGAACAUAGCAGGACAGAAGUUCUGUAUCAAACUCCUCAUCCCAGUGCCAGAGGGCAUGACGGAGGUGUAUCUGCGAUGUGAGAAUGAGAAGCAGUACUCUGAGUGGAUGGCAGCCUGUAAGCUGGGGUCUAAAGGCCUGACCUUGCUGGACAGUUCUUAUCAGAGUGAGGUGAAAAACAUCCAGACCUUCUUGGCCAUGCAGCGCUCCAGUUCAUCUGUUUCACCUGCACAAACUGAUGACAGCAUUAACACACUGAGCCUUGUCUCACCUCGCUACACAAAAAAAUACAAGGCCAAACAGUUAACUCCACGGAUCCUGGAGGCUUAUCAGAAUGUGGCGCAGCUCUCCCUCACAGCAGCCAUUUUGAAGUUCCUCCAGAUCUGGCAAUCCCUGCCUGACUUUGGCAUUUCCUACUUUAUGGUCAGAUUUAAGGGUAGCCGUAAAGACGAGGUCUUGGGCAUUGCCAACAAUCGCCUGAUCCGUAUUGAUCUGGGAGUGGGGGAUGUAGUGAAGACCUGGCGUUACAACAACAUGAGGCAGUGGAACGUCAACUGGGACAUACGACAGGUGGCCAUAGAGUUUGAUGGCAACAUCAACGUAGCCUUCAGCUGUGUGAAUGCAGACUGUAAGAUAGUGCACGAGUACAUUGGUGGCUACAUCUUCAUGACCACGCGUGUGCGACAGAUCGGUGACGCUCUGAAUGAGGAGCUUUUCCACAAACUCACUGGGGGCCAUGAUGCUCUUUAAUCUGCAAUAAUGCCCAGCAGGACCUAUAGAUCAUUUUAUAGUUAACAGCUGUAUAAAAUUCCAAUGAUAUUAGGCAUAUCUGGCUACCAUGAAGAGCUACAGCUUGAUGUGGUGAAAAACCUCCCUGAAGAGCUGCAGUGUGUGUAUGUGUGUUUUUUAAAGAUCAUUACAAUUUCUGUCCGAUUUCUAACCACAUAGCAUUCCAUUUAAAUGGGCUUAGAGAAAUAUUCAUUCAUUUGUCCUAUCCACUGACUGACAGGUGUGUGAUAUAUAAAGACAUUUCUUUAUCACACUCUUUAUUCUGUUGAUCAUUUUUGCACCGUGUCUGAGCACGACUGUAGCACAAGUAUUUUAUUGUAUACGGAUGCUUAUACACAUGACAAUAAAUGUGAAACCUCAAA